Molecule: messenger RNA, 981 nt
Organism: Cladophialophora yegresii CBS 114405
Lineage: Eukaryota; Fungi; Ascomycota; Eurotiomycetes; Chaetothyriales; Herpotrichiellaceae
Exons: 3
Coding region: 1-981 (326 amino acids)
Source: RefSeq, a predicted model, not a curated record
AUGCCCUUUUCGCGGUCUCUAGCCAAACAGCUGCUGGCCAGGUCUGCGCGAUCGCUCACACGACCUGUUUCAUCCAACCCGCUCCUACGCGUCGACGGCAAUUAUGCCACUGGCAACGAUGACUCAAACCAUGCUUAUAAACCCUCAAAUCUAGAAUCAGUGUGGAAGCUAGCUAGAACGUACGCGACAGCUGCAGCCAAACCCGCAGGCCGACCGAAACAGCAUACCGGUCGCACGCCCGCAAAACGCACGCCCAAGGCGACUAAGGAGGCUACCUCGGCGAAGAAGCCGGCUGCAAAGAAACCCAAGAAGAAAGCAGCCUCGAAGACCAAGACUGGAGCAGCAAAGAAGAAGCCCACUAAAUCAGCUCUACUCAAGAAAGCUCGCACAGACCAGGCAGACCUGAAAGCAGCUGCGCUGUUGGAGGAGCCGAAGCAACUCCCUUCAAAUCCCUACCAGAUCAUCCUGGUGCAGGAAACCAAGGGUAAUAAGGGAAAUGUGACAACCAGCGCCGCAGCAGCGUCGAACAAGUACAAAAAUUUAGCACUGGAAGAGCGAGAGCGGUACAACCAUGAAGCGAACCAGAACAAAUCCAAGAACGAGGAGGCCUACAAGCGAUGGGUGCAGUCCCACUCUGCACUGGAAAUCAGAAACGCAAACAAUGCCCGGCGCCUGUUGAACAGGAAAGCAAAGGCUGCAGGAAAGAAGAAGCACAUCAAGCCCAUCCAUGAUGACCGCGCUGUCCACCAGCCUCGAAACGCGUACUCAUAUUUCUUCAAAGAGAGGAAUGACUCGGGUGACUUGAAUGGCAUGUCCGUUGCCGAGCGCGGCAAGCUGGUGGGCCAAGAAUGGAAGAAUCUCUCCGCUGCUGAGAAGAAGCCGUACGAGGAUCAAGCUGCUGCGGACAAGACCCGCUACCUUGAAGAGUACAAAACCGUCUACGGCGACGAUCCUCCAUCAGUCAAAAGGCAGACAAAGUAA